Racocetra persica is the source of this 150-nucleotide messenger RNA. NCBI's taxonomy places the organism in Eukaryota, Fungi, Glomeromycota, Glomeromycetes, Diversisporales, Gigasporaceae. The record is from the annotation of a GenBank genome assembly.
AGACAAGAGAGCAAUCAAUACUAAUAUAACCAUAUUGGUCACAUUGGUGAUACUUAUUCUGGAGGCAGUUUCUAUAGAAAUGUCCUGGUUGAGUACAGGUUUUACAAAGAUCUCACUUAGAGAUUUAGUAAGAGCAAUAAGCAGAGAUAU